Amphibalanus amphitrite is the source of this 1290-nucleotide messenger RNA. Its product is annotated as extensin-like. The coding region runs from base 1 to 1290 and encodes 429 amino acids. The transcript is spliced from 3 exons. The record is from RefSeq and is a predicted model, not a curated record. NCBI's taxonomy places the organism in Eukaryota, Metazoa, Arthropoda, Thecostraca, Balanomorpha, Balanidae.
AUGGCUCGGUGUCGGCUGUCGACGCGGCUGCGGCCGCUGAUGGUGCUCGUGCUGGUGCAGUGCGCGUCGGCUUCCCUGCGGCGGGUGCCGCGCCAGGCCACUGGCCCGUCCUCCGGCUCGGGCGCCGCCUCCAGCACCUCCUACCCCUACGAGCAGCAGCUCAACUACUACCAACAGCUGCUCAACCAGUACAUCCAGUCCGGAAACUACGUCCCACCGCCGCAGCCGCAGCCCUCGGCUCCCAGCUUCGUCCCGCCACCGCAGCCCUCGCCGACGCCGGAGCCGCCGGCGCCGUCUGAGCAGCCGGGCCUGAAGCCGACGGCCGCUGGAGGUCUGCCGUACCCCGGGUACCCGCUCAGUGACCUGGCAUUCUCCAGCUACUUCCCCAGCCUGUCGCUCUACCAGCGCCUCCUGCCCAAGCCGAGCUCGUCCAAGGCGCCGGCCACCCCGGAGGUGUCCACCAACCUGGUGGAGCCCGUCCAGCCGGCGGCCGCCAUCAAGGUGUUCGACACGGCGCCGCCGCCGCCGGGCGCUCCGCUGCCCCAGCCGACGCCGGUGCAGUCCCAGCCGCAGCCGCCGCCGCCGCCGCCACCGCCCGCCCCGACGGUCCCGACCACGCCGGCACCGGCUCCGACCGUGGCACCUUCCACUGAGGCGCCGACUGCGCCGGAGCCGGCGGCAGGUCAGCCCGGAGCGUUCCCGGGCCGCCCGUACUACCCGGGGGCGCCGUACCCCCCGCCGUACUACCCUUACUACCCACCGCCGGGCGCCUACCCCCGCGGAGCGCCCUCCCAGUCCGGCGCACCCUCCCAGCCGGGCUUCUACCCGGGCUACUACCCCGGCUACCCGUACCCGCCCUACUACCCGCCGCCCGGCUCUUUCCCGGGCGCGCAGCAGCCGGAGGCCAAGCCGGCGGCCCAGCAGAGCGCCUUGCCCGGCUUCGGUCUGACGGCGGCGUCCCAGCCGGUGCCCAGCGCCGCGGCGCCCAGCGCCCAGCCGACCGCCGUCGACUCGGUGGCCUCGCUGUUCACCCAGAUCAAGACGCUGUACCCAGAGAUCACGCUGCAGCAGCUGCUGACGCUGCUGAACGGCCCGGCCCAGUCGCCGCUCUCCAGCACGACGGCGGCCCCGACCGCGGCCCCGACCCCGGCGCCCACCCCGGCCCGCACCCUGGAGGCCGCCAAGCUGCCGCAGGAGUAUCUCACGCUGCAGCUGACACCGGACACAGCCUUCCAGUCGGCCUACGACUCCGAGCUGGCGGCGCUCAAGCUCCGAUCGCAGCUGGUGUAG